Aureococcus anophagefferens is the source of this 732-nucleotide messenger RNA. RefSeq lists its product as hypothetical. The record is from RefSeq and is a predicted model, not a curated record. The transcript has a single exon. The annotation marks the transcript as partial. Gene Ontology annotation, cellular component: cytoplasm. NCBI's taxonomy places the organism in Eukaryota, Pelagophyceae, Pelagomonadales, Pelagomonadaceae.
CUCGAGGCCACCUACGUCGCGGCGCUCGACGCCGGCGUCACGCUCUUCAACACGGCGCAGGCCUACCCGACGAGCGAGGCCUGCCUCGGCGGGCUCCGGGCGCGGACGCGGCGGCCGGCCUUCGUCGUCUCCAAGUUCAACUCGCUCGCGGCCGCGCCGCAGGCGCUCGUCGCGUCGCUGCGCGACUCGCUCGACGCGCUCGGCGCGGCCAAGGUCGACGGUUUCCUCGUGCACUUCCCCAGGGGCGACCUCGCGGCGCUCGCGGACGGCCUCGCCGCGGCCGUCGGCGCGGGCCUCGUCGACCACGUCGGCUGCUCGAACUUUGGCGAGCGCGCGCUGCGGCGGCUCCACGGCCUCCUCGCGGAGCGCGGCGUGCCGCUGCGCUUCAACGAGAUCGAGUUCUCGCUGCUCCGCAGGAAGCCCGAGACCGACGGGCUGCUCGCGUGCUGCGCCGAGCUCGGCGUCACGGUGCUGGCCUGGGCGCCGCUCGCGUCCGGGCGCCUCGGCGCGUCGCACGCAAACGACGUCGCGAACCCGAAGGCGCGGCCGCUGCUCCGCGCGCUCGAGGUCGUCGCGGAGAAGACGGGCAGGACGACGACCCAGGUCGCCCUCAACUGGUGCAUCUGCAAGGGCGUCGUUCCCAUCCCCGGGGCGCGCACGAAGGCGCAGGCGGAGGAGAACUGCGGCGCCGCGAGCUUCCGGCUGAGCAAGGCCGAGGUCGUCGCGCUCGAC